Carassius gibelio (silver crucian carp) is the source of this 2743-nucleotide messenger RNA. RefSeq lists its product as uncharacterized. NCBI's taxonomy places the organism in Eukaryota, Metazoa, Chordata, Actinopteri, Cypriniformes, Cyprinidae. The transcript has 2 exons. The coding region runs from base 1 to 2001 and encodes 666 amino acids. The record is from RefSeq and is a predicted model, not a curated record.
AUGCACAUUAAAGAGGGACGAAAAGUCACAUGCCCUUUCAAGCAGUGUGGUAAAACAUUUACUGUUAAAUCAACAUUUACCUCUCAUUUGUCUAGAAAACAUAACAAAAAUAUAGAAGGCCUAAUUGACUCUAUUACAGCAAACCCUGAAGCCAGCUGCUCUCAGAUUCAAGACAUUGAUGUUCAGACUGAUGCUGAUGAAAAUGAUGAGGAACCAGAUGUUAGUCCUGAAAAUGUUGACAACACUUUGUUUUUAAGGAAUCUUGCUCUGUUCUAUUUGAAAUUGCAAGCCAAGCUAUUGCUUCCAGCCUCAGUCAUUCAGACAAUCAUUGAAGACAUGCAGUCAAUACAUGAAAUCAAUCAGUCCCAUUUGCUUUUCAGACUUCAGGAAAAGUUAAUCUCACUUAAUGUUCCAGAAGCAAUGAUAAAAAUGGUACUUGACGAUCUUAAAGCUGAAGAUCUUUUUACAUCCUGUAAUAGCCACAAAUUAAGAUCAGAUCAGCGAAGAAAAACAUUUUUCAAGAAAAGCUUUCAUUAUGUUGAGCCUGUGCCUAUUCGCCUAGGACAGAAUGAAGCAGGUAAAGAGUGUUUUGUGCAGUAUGUACCAGUAAAAAAAACAAUUGAAUCUCUCCUUCACUGCAAGUCUGUAAGAGAACAGUACAAUGAUGUGCACAGUCGUGUCCGGUUGAAGGACAUUUUAAAGGAUGUUUGGGAUGGUGAAAACAUAACUGCAAACUUGCAUCAUGCAGAUGAAUCUGCAUUAGGCUUGGUCUUAUAUCAAGAUGCUUUUGAGGUUGCGAACCCUCUUGGGUCUGGGAAAAAAAAGCAUAAAAUUCUAGCUAUGUACCUCACAUUAGCAGAUCUAUUUCCUCAUAAUAGAUCAAGUACUGACCAAAUGCAACUGGUGUUUCUCUGCAGGGAACAAGACUUUAAGUACUUUGGUCAAGAAUUGGUCAUGAGGUGCUUAAUCAAUGACCUUAAAGACCUUGAGACUACAGGCGUAGAUUUUCCAGAUGGACUGAACGUUAAAGGAAUCUUGCAGGCAAUAGCUGGUGACAAUUUAGGCUCACAUAGCAUUGGUGGGUUUCUGGAGAAUUUCAGCGGAAGUAGAUACUUUUGCAGAUAUUGCGAAAUUGAAAAAUAUACUUUUCAGGAAAAUCCACUUUCCAGAGCCACAUUUCGUACAGCAGAGUCUUACAAACAUCACGUUGAGAACCUUGAUAAGGGUUUGGACCAUAGUGGAGGCAUCAAGUUUGACUCUUUGUUCAAUGAGCUCUCCUUCUAUCAUGUCUCUCAGCCAGGGUUGCCCCCAUGCCUUGGACAUGAUUUAUUUGAAGGUGUUGUGUUGUAUGACCUUGCUUUAUGCAUACAACAUCUUGUAAAGGUUGACAGACAGUUUACGUAUCUGGAAUUGAAUCGAAGGAUUAGUCAGUUCAAGUUUCUAGGUAAUGACAACUGUGACAGACCGUGUGAGAUUAACCCAGGAAGUGAGAAGCUAAGUGGGCAUGCUGUACAGAACUGGUGUUUUUUGAGGAUGCUGCCAAUGUUAAUUGGUGACCAAAUUGAAUCACCUGGUGAGAAUGAAGUUUGGCAACUAAUUUUACUGUUAAGGGAAAUUGUUGCACUUGUUUGUGCACCAGUCAUUUACAGUGGUCAGAUAGGGUAUUUGAGAGUUUUGAUUGAUGAGUACCUAUAUUUUAGGAAACACAUGUUCCCUACUUACUCUCUCAGACCUAAACAUCAUUACCUUAGCCACUACCCAGAGCUCAUUAUUCAUUUUGGACCACUCAUCCGUUUGUGGACAUUAAGAUUCGAAAGUAAGCACAUGUAUUUCAAACAGUGUGUAAGAAAACUACAUAACUUUAAAAAUCUGUGCUUUACUCUCUCAGAAAGACAUCAGCUUCUGCAGGCGUUUCUUCAUGCUGGUGAGCUCUUCCCUCCUUCUAUUGUAGCAGAAAAGGCAACAGAGUUUGUGCAAUGUCCGCCUUGGUCGGAGAACUGAGGGAAAUCAUCCUCAGGGCUUUGCCGUCAAAUGAUGAGAACACCACACAGCUUUUGAUUGACAAACUUGUAGGCUCGGGAUUGGAAUCCAAAGAUGAUCUUCAGUUUGUUCAACAAGAAGACAUCAGUGACAUACUACCAACUAUAAAACUCAGAAAACUUCUCAAUGCUUUUAAAAUGGGUAAUUAUAAUCUCACAUCUUCAUCUAUAUUUCUAUUCUUUUUAAAAUGGCUGAACAUGUAAAAGUGGGUUGUUGAGAGAUGUUAACAGGGACAUAAUUUUCUAUUCAUCAGAUAUGAACGUUGUUAUUUAGUUUUACUUAAACAAUUUGUUUGCUUGCUUGCGCACUCACCCCAGUAGUGACAUGAACAAUGUGAAUAGUUUUAGAUGCAAACAAUGUCUACAUUUGUAGAAAACCGGCCAUUGUUACCGUGUGUGGAAUUGAAUCAAUUUUAUUCUGUAUAUAUCAAGUUGUGUCUGUACAGAUCGUGUGGAUUUUAACUACCUGUUCAAUAUUUUGUUUUACUCAGAGUCAGAAACUGUCACUUUGGAUCUCACCACUAUGCAGCACACUCCUUCCUUAUCAGCUGGGAGCUCCUCACCACAGCCAUGCUCUUCUAAUAUGUCGGUAACUACUGAUGGAGGAUCAAGCAGUCUUGAAAACAGUCAACCAUCUACAUCCCAUUUUAGGAAAACGUGGUCAAAUACCUUUCAGGUACCAUGGCAGCUCAUGCCUGCAGAAA